AUGAGUUAUCCGAGGCAUUAUCCCGUUGCCUGUCCCGAUGGUUUAUCAGCAGAUUCAGGAUCACCUGUCCCUAUGGCCGCUCCAGUAACAGUGCCUGCUGACCUUUUCCAGCCUGUCGGUACCAUACUCGCGACUGAGAUUCAGCAGUCCCAGGCAUGUCCGAUGAGCCUAUUCGGGAUGUGCACGGUUAUGCAGAUGCCAGGCCACAACGGUAUGGGUGGCACUGCCGAUACUUUCUCCCUGGGACAACCUCUCUGGGCUCCAUUUUUGCCGAAGAUGGGAUUCCAGCAUAUGCCCAGUCAGUGUGGUGAAACCACUGCAAUGCAAUUGCAGUUGAAAAAGGAGACGAGAUUCAUGAAAUUGGAGAUUCAAUCCGGGAGUUCGUGGAUCCUUUGA
Messenger RNA from Anisakis simplex (herring worm), 396 nucleotides. The record is from the annotation of a GenBank genome assembly. NCBI's taxonomy places the organism in Eukaryota, Metazoa, Nematoda, Chromadorea, Rhabditida, Anisakidae.